UCAGGAAUCAUGUAUAACCCAUCCAUGUUCCAGUAUGUCCCAGAUACGUCUCCCUUCAUGGGACAGCAGAUGACACCUCUUCAAUCUGCUCACUCCAUAUCUUCUCAACACUCCGUCCCAGUCGUGUCUCAGACAUCUGGAGCUACUGAGGGAGAAGACGUCAGAUCCCUGAUCACACAUGGAUCAGGUCACACGCAACAAGGAUCUCCAAAUUAUGACAACAUUCUUCCGUCUCCUACCUCAUCGGUAUCCUCGAACGGAGAAGGGGACGGUUUCUCGGGAACAUCCACCCUCUCACAACAAGACAGACGAUUUUCCAACAAGAAGCCUCCCUAUUCCUAUGUGGCUCUCAUCACCAUGGCCGUCGAGAGUUCCACAACAGGCAUGAUGACUCUCAACGACAUCUACAACUACAUCGUCAAAAGAUUCCCAUACUACCAAGACAACCAACGAAGAUGGCAAAACUCCAUCAGACACAACCUCUCCCUCAAUGACUGUUUCGUCAAGGUGCCCCGACCCCCGGGGAAACCAGGCAAGGGUAACCUGUGGGCUCUGCAUCCUUCUUGUGGGGACAUGUUUGGUAACGGCAGUUUCCUCCGUCGUUCUAAGCGUUUCAAGUCGGCACAAAAGCAACGUCGAGAAGAUCCUUCCUUCCAUCCUGCCAGUCCCUACGGACAGUUAUUGGGGUUGUAUGGGGGUCCAUCUCCUUACACAAGCUUCAACCCCUUGAGCCUCGGCUCCUUACCCCCGGGACUGACCCAGACACACCCCUACAGCACAAUAGGCAAACCGGACCCCUGUAUCUGGACCAUGGGAUCUCCUACAGGCUACUCUCCUCCUACAGCCGGCUACUACAACGCCAGCAGCAUCAACAGUUCUCUGACCGGUUCCCCUCUCUCCAGCUCACCACCGGGAAGCUCUCCAUUGGGCGGAACAUACACGCCACAAGUUCCCUCACCCAGUUUAAGUAUACCUGACCCUUCCUGCAACUACCUGUAUCCACACAUGCAACAGUCAAUGACAGAUUCUUCAAACGACAUUAGUCAGAGUUGGGGCACAAGGUCCACGAGAUCAUACCACGCUUAGUGUGGACACACCCCUGCUGGUGCGAUAACGAAGACUGAUGUAUACAAGUGCUAUAUAGGAAUAUAAGUUGAUUCAACAUUUGGCGCAUGACAGAAAAUUCGUGGCUUUGAAUAUGAUGGCAAUACU
Molecule: messenger RNA, 1212 nt
Organism: Haliotis rufescens (red abalone)
Lineage: Eukaryota; Metazoa; Mollusca; Gastropoda; Lepetellida; Haliotidae
Product: protein lin-31-like
Exons: 1
Coding region: 10-1086 (358 amino acids)
Biological process (GO): anatomical structure morphogenesis; regulation of transcription by RNA polymerase II; cell differentiation
Molecular function (GO): RNA polymerase II cis-regulatory region sequence-specific DNA binding; DNA-binding transcription factor activity, RNA polymerase II-specific
Source: RefSeq, a predicted model, not a curated record